Messenger RNA from Olea europaea var. sylvestris, 2760 nucleotides. RefSeq lists its product as uncharacterized. The record is from RefSeq and is a predicted model, not a curated record. Bases 1432 to 1929 code for a protein of 165 amino acids. The transcript has a single exon. NCBI's taxonomy places the organism in Eukaryota, Viridiplantae, Streptophyta, Magnoliopsida, Lamiales, Oleaceae.
GUUGAUUAGCUUCUCUAAUACACAUUAGCUCUCCAAAGCUUAAUCCAAGCUUUUCAAGUACUAGGCAUGAUUAACUACAACUUGUAUUAUACAAUGACAAAAAACUCCAUACCCAAAUUUAAAAAAUUACAAGAAAUACCAGCAAGAAGCUGAACUCUCCAAAGGGUACAUUUGUAAACUCAAAAAUCCAAUACAUACAUGAUCUUGGUUUGAUUGGGAAAUACAGUCUUGUCACAUGCUCACAUGCCUAGGACUCAUGCCAUGUUAUUAUGAUCUCUGUAAUAAGGGUCAGAACAAGAACAGCUUAUCUCUCUCUUAGACUAAUCCACAUAUCUAAUAAUUCAUUUUGCCACUAAUCAAGACAGUAAUUCUUUAAUACAAGGUUGGUUUUCCAGAAAUUUUGAUAUCUCAAAUGCCUGUGACAGAAUAUGAUGUUAUUUAAGAUUUUACAUAAUCAUCAGGUUUGAUGUGUAUCCCUGCUAAUUCAUUAAAGAAAGAAGCAUAUGGAAAUAUGUAGUGCCUUUAAGAAGGUGAAAAAUUUCUUGAUAAUUAACUUAGAAAGUGAAAAAAAGAAAAAGAAAACAUAAUUUCAGCGAGGGACCCAAUAGCUGUCUAUUAUAUCAUAACUGUUUGUUCAUUGUGCAGCUCCAGAAUAGCAAUGGUACAUUGAUCACUUAAUAGCAGUAGAGAGAGAUAAGGUGGCCAUUAAUAAAUUUUGACUUGUAAAAACCAAGGCUACAUCACUUUAUUGUCAUGAAGCUUUUUUCCCGAUAAAUUUGAAGUCAACUAUAUGGUAUCAGAUUUCGACAAACACAAACAAACAAUUCGAUCCGUCUAAAAUUGAAGAUCAAAUUUUAAAAAAAAAAGUCACUUACUGGACAUGUUAAGGGCAAAGAAAGAUCCAUGAAUCCAAAAAUACAGUAAAAUGGCAUUGUUGAAAAGGUUUUGUCUUUAGCCCCCAAGGUGUCUAUGUGCUGUCCCCAUAUUCUAUAAACAACCUUUGUUCACUGUUUCAGCUUCACCAGACCACUUAGUUUUUAUAUUCUCACCGUCCAGACAUAUACCAGGAAAAACUUUUGAUCAAAACUAUAAUGUAAGAAUAGAUCAUCUCCAUUUUUACCUCCCUUUAUAAAGCAUAAAACCUCAUGCACAUGUUCUAACACAAGUAACUUGUGAUCCCAAAGUUUUCACUUAUUCUUCGGGCUUUUCUUCUCUUCUUUUCAUUCUAAAAUGGUCUCCCCAGAAACUGUUCAGGCUAGCUCCAAAUGUACUGAACCGAAUUUGAGUCCCCGGAUUUGAUUCUCUGCAGAUUUUCUUGAGGAAGAUAACUUCAUUUCUACAUGUCCAAAUCCUCUUGCAGAGAAGAAAGAAAGAGAGAAAGCAUUUAACGCAGAAUUUGAGUUUCUCUCGGCGAAUUUAACGAGCCAAAACAUGAUUACCGCAGACGAGCUAUUUUGCGAAGGUAACUUGCUGCCUCUUUGCGAAAUGCAUCAUUCCGAGAAACUCAACAAGAUUAGCCUCAAAACGGAGAAUGCUAAAGAGGAAGCAGAUGGGAAAGAGAUUAAUAACAAGGAAGAAGCCAGAAUAAGUUGGUUUCUUGAUGAUGAUCCCUCUCCUCGACCUCCUAAAUGCACUGUUUUAUGGAGAGAAUUAUUAAAGUUGAAAAAACAACGCGCUUCUACCUUGUCUCCAUCAUCUUCCUCCUCCUCCUCUAGAGGCUCAAUGGAGAACGUGCCUCCAGUUGAUGAAAGUAAAGAACGGGUAGGACCUCGAGACAAGACUGUGACGAGAACAAAGAAAGGGCUGGAGAGAACAAGAUCCGCAAGUAUGCAUAUAAGACCAAUUAUCAAUGUUCCUAUUUGCACACAAGGAAAAAACAGUGCACUGCCUCCCCUUUUCUCCAUAAGGAAAGGAAGACUAGAGAGGUAAGAACAAGAAGCUGGUCGCUGCUUGUUGGGUGAUCUGUAGAGAUGUUAUAAUUCCUUGGUCUUUUUUUUUUUAAUCAGAAUUGAUUUCAUGUUCUCUUUCUUUAGAUAAAUUGUUGUUGCAAGUAAGUUUUGUUAUUAAUUACAAUAUAGAUGCUGACUUUACUUUCUGUAAGAAUGUUUCUGCAAUUGAUAUCCAUUGAUUCUAAUAAGAUUGACCUGAAGGAGAAGGGGUCAACCAAAACUAAUAGAGAUUGUUGUAGUUGCUUUAGAUAUCUAGUAAUGAAUCGAACGGAGUGACAAAAAAUGAGCCGACCACAGAUUUCCUUUGAACAAGGCUUAAUUAUUUGUUUUAGCUUUUCUAUGAAGAGAUGAGGACUCAUGAUCCAAAGAACAUGGAACUUCUGAUUCCAGCUAAACUCAUCCAACAGAAAAGGGAAUACAAAGUAUUAACUAUGCAUAGUAACACACAGUUACAAAGAUCUUAUUGCUUACGAGUAAUGUAUACAAAACGUAUGUACUUGUAAAUAUACAGAUAAAGAUUGUGAUACAGAGACGAUCAUUCAAAAAAUGACUGGAUAUAAACAUCAUGCUAAUAUACAAUUUGACGCACAUUUUCAUUUGUCAAUCAAACAAUACAUGCUGGCAGUGAUAACAAGUCUUGAUGCUCAAAAGAAGCGGUAUGAAUGUGGUUAGAAAGAUGAGGCAUAGUCUUACUUCCAAGAUUUGGAGAGUUUUGGGAAUGCUCGUUAGACUCGUGCGUGGUUGUUAGCGACUAGUUUACAUGAUGUUGUCAUGAUGGUGGCAGUAUCAAAAAGGGAUUCCCGGGAGUAAC